ACUCAGUACUGCCGACCACAUCAGCUACCCGGAAAACGGACACACUCACGAACAGCACGGACAGGUAGAGUUCGUUUUCUGAGAGCUGAAGUGUGUACCUGAUAAACACGACAAUGGCUAAACUUAAUCGCUGUUUCCAACGGCUUUUUGUCUUCUUCAACCUGCUGUUUGCGGUCGUUGGAGGUGUGAUUAUCGGCCUGGGACUUCUGGGUCAAUUCGCCUACAAUGACAGCACUUCAGAGUUUGAGAACCAGACCAAUGGGUUUCUGGUGAUGUAUCUGGUAGGAGGCAUCACCAUGGCCAUGUCUCUGCUCGGGGCGCAUGGAGCACACAGAGAGAAGAGAAUUCCCCUGAUCGUGUUUCUGGUGGCCUGUUUUAUUUGCUGCUUCGGCCUCCUGCGUCUGGCGGUGCCCACAGCCAUGUACCGUCCUGAGAUGAAGCAGAUUGUGGAGGAGAAGUUCCGUGAGGGCCUGCCUCUGAACGAAGCCUCCCCUGAUGUUAGACAGUUCACUGAGAGGGUUCAGCUGAAUUUGAAGUGCUGUGGGCUGUUCAGUUACACAGACUGGGGCAACAACGUCCCUGACUCCUGUCUCUGUCAGGGGGAGGAAGAUCAGAUGGAGGGUACAUGCCUGAACAUUCCAUACCAGUUGUUCCUUUCAGAGUACAGGAUGACUGGACACCAGAAGCUGAUCUACAAACAGACCUGCUUCCCCAUCCUCGAGGGCUACCUGGCUAAAGCUCUGGACAUCGUGUUGGGCGUUUCCUUCGGAUUAGCUGCUCUGGCUCUCCUGGGAGCGGUGAUGUCUGCCGUCCUGCUGGCUCAGCUGAGGAGCUCUACCGUAGCGGUUCCUGUGGUGUUCAGUGUCAGCUCAUCCAAGUCCGGCUUCAGUUCACACCCACCCAAGUACACCGAGCUUUACAACGAGCCUGAGAAGUGAAAAAGCAGACUGAGGUUCAGGAUGUGGUUAGUUAGAUGACAUGGUUUUAGGCUGUUGUUCAGUCUGGCUCAGCAUAGAAAUAUAACUACUAGAAUGGUUAAAGCCCCACAACCAUGGGGUAUGAUCAAUAUAGUUGAAUGGGGAUUGUCUUUCUAGUGGUCUAUUUCUAUGGUGUCCAGACUCCCACUGUUUUCCUUCCACAUCUUCUUAUGGUUGUUGUUGUGUGUUUUUCAACGAGAGGUCUCCUUAACUCUCUUUCUGACUGUCAAACCAAAAAGGAAGGUGCUGCUUCCUUCUGUGUGUAAUUAGCUUUGAUUUGAGUUCUACGUUUAAAGAGAAUCACCACCGGUGGUUUUAUACAUAUGCAGCGAGUUCUGAGUAAAAUGGUUGAGGAACGUUACGUUUUAUUUGCAGAAUGAGACACAAUGAACCGGCAGGGCGUUUUGAAAAGAGGAUAUCACAAAGAGAGAACAACUCUGAGAUAGCAAUGAACCGGCAGGGCGUUUUGAAAAGAAGAUAUCACAAAGAGAGAACAACUCUGAGAUAGUAAUGAGCCGGCAGGGCGUUUUGAAAAGAAGAUAUCACAAAGAGAGAACAACUCUGAGAUAGUAAUGACAGAAUGUCAUUUCCACAGGACUUUGAAUGUCAAAUCAUUUGCCUUGAAACUGCAAUAAUAAAAAGGGAAGCGAAAGGGAAGGUUGACAAAGAGAAACAGGGAAAUAAAUAUCUGCCGCUGACAGAAGUCCUGUAGCUUUUUGCAAUGAAAUGGAACGUUUAAGUGUUUUGCUAUGAACUGUAAAUCCUUAUAUGAAAUAUACAACAUGCCAACUGUCUUGCUCUCUAUGUUUCUAAAUAAAGCAUCUGUCUUCUA
Messenger RNA from Oncorhynchus nerka (sockeye salmon), 1809 nucleotides. RefSeq names its product tetraspanin-8-like. Gene Ontology annotation, cellular component: plasma membrane. Bases 114 to 938 code for a protein of 274 amino acids. NCBI's taxonomy places the organism in Eukaryota, Metazoa, Chordata, Actinopteri, Salmoniformes, Salmonidae. The record is from RefSeq and is a predicted model, not a curated record. The transcript is spliced from 9 exons.